CUAGAUAUUUGAUUAAGUGUGUCAUAUCUUAAUUAAAUUCUAGAUUCAAACCCCAAGUUAAGAUAAGGGUGUGUAAUAUCUCUUAACACCAACUUGGUUUUAUCCAUCAUUAUUUUCUAUCCAUUUCUUUCCCCACCAUUUCUAUCCUUAAUCCCCUUUUCUUUCCUCAUAUUAAAAAUACCAAAAGAACUCCUUCAUCAUCUCCAUAUCUUUCCAAGCCAUUUCCCCACAAAACACACUUCUUCCUGCCCAGAAUUCUGCCCAAUAAUCGAUUAUCUUGAUUGACAAUCGAUUAUCCGUCGUCGUUGAAAAAACCUGCAGCCUUCAACAAUCGAUUAUCCCCUUUGACAAUCGAUUAUCCGUUUUCUGUCCAACUGAUUUUUUGGCUGCAGAAACGAAAUGUGCGAACAAAUCUAAGACUCAUUUUGUUCCCAGUAGUAAUCUGUCUGUUGCUUGUGCUUAUCCAAUAUGUGGUGAAUAACGAGUUGGAUAAGCCUUCAAGAAGGUGUGGAUGCACCUGUGUUGAUAAGAAUGGAGAUGGAAAUUGUGAACGAGUUUGUGGGGUUGAGUACUCAACCUUGGAUCAAGCAGUCAAUUGUCCUCUUCCUCAUCCACCAGAAUGGCCUCCCUUGUUACAGAUACCUAGAGUAGAAUAUCGUGCAGUACAAAAUGAUUUUACUCCAUACAAAGAUUUACCCACAAAAUCAUGCAAGAUCACUAGAUCCUGUCCAGCGGUUAUACUCUUGACUGGAGCUAAUAAAACAUUUGCUGAAAGCAUUGGUGGAAAUUUGUUCCAUAGCCCAACCACACUCAAUUCUUCUGAAAUUCCUUACAAUUUAGCUGAUGAUUUCUUGGGUUCAGGAUCAUACACGGCGUAUUCUAAUUUUGUGGAACCAGCUUUCUCCUCAAAUUUAGCAGUGUACAGUAUUCAGCCUUCGUGUGCUUCAAACUAUACAUUUUCACUUCCUUUGAGAAUAGGUUCACGCUUUCUGCAACAAGAUAUCAGUUGCACUCAAGGCUUACAUUUAUGGCGUAAUAGUUCAUCUAAAAUUAACGAUGAACUUUAUAGAGGGUAUAGAAAAGGGAAUUUAGAGAAAGAGAUAAAUGAGAUAAUAGCAGCAUAUGAUUUCUUAAAUUCUAAUGGAAAUCACUACAAUGUGAGUAUUUGGUACAAUGCUACAUACAAAAACGACACAGGAAACACACCUAUAUCACUUGCACGGGUGCCUCGCUCAGUGAAUUUGGUAUCCAAUGCCUAUCUCCAAUUUCUGCUUGGCCCUUCAACAAAAAUGUUAUUUGAGUUUGUUAAAGAAAUGCCAAAGCCUGAAACAAGAGUCAGGCUGGAUUUUGCUUCUCUCCUUGGGCCUCUUUUCUUUACUUGGGUGAUUAUACAGCUAUUUCCGGUUGUAUUGACAUCUCUAGUUUACGAGAAGCAACAAAAGCUAAGAAUUAUUAUGAAAAUGCAUGGACUUGAAGAUGGACCAUAUUGGAUGAUUUCUCAUGCUUAUUUUCUUGCCAUAUCUUUCAUUUAUAUGCUAUGUUUUGUGAUUUUUGGAUCCUUAAUAGGUUUAAAGUUCUUUACACUGAAUGAUUACAGCAUCCAGUUGAUUUUUUACUUGAUCUACAUUAACUUGCAAAUUGCACUAGCAUUUCUCAUUACUGCAUUUUUUAAGAAUGUGAAGACAGCAGCAGUGGUAGGUUAUGUAAUGGUGUUUGGUUCCGGACUCUUGGGUGGCUUCCUUUUUCAGUUUUUUGUUCAGGAUACAUCAUUUCCAAGAGGCUGGAUUAUUGCUAUGGAGUUGUACCCUGGAUUUUCUCUUUAUCGUGGAUUGUAUGAGCUUUCACAAUAUUCUUUCACUGGUAGUUAUAUGGGGACUGUUGGAAUGCAAUGGAAAAAUUUGAAUGAUAGAGAAAAUGGGAUGAUAGAGGUCUUAAUUAUUAUGUUUGUGGAAUGGGUACUGGUUCUCUUCUUUGCAUAUUACACAGAUCAAAUUAUAUCAUCUGGGAAAACUCCUCUCGUUUUCCUUCGCAAUUUCCAAAAUAAGUAUCCUUCAUCUUUUCGGAGACCCAGCUUACAGAGGCAGGGGUCUAAUGUCUAUAUAGAGAUGGACAAACAGGAUAUAGUCCAGGAGAGGGAGAGAGUUGAGCAUUUGCUUCUUGAAUCAAGUACAAGUCAUGCUUUAAUAUGUGACAACAUAAAAAAAACUUAUCCAGGAAGAGAUGGAAACCCUGAAAAAAUUGCAGUGAAAGGAUUGUCACUUGCUUUGCCUCAGGGGGAAUGCUUUGGUAUGCUUGGGCCCAAUGGUGCUGGGAAAACUUCUUUUAUAAAUAUGAUGAUUGGUCUGGUAAAGCCGAGCUCUGGGACUGCAUAUGUUCAGGGCAUGAAUAUACAAACUGAUAUGGACAGAAUAUAUACCAGCAUGGGAGUAUGUCCUCAGCAUGACCUACUUUGGGAAACAUUAACAGGAAGGGAACACUUACUGUUCUAUGGACGGCUAAAAAAUCUGAAAGGGGCCAACUUGAAAAGGGCGGUUGAGGAGUCUCUUCAAAGUGUAAAUUUAUAUCACGGAGGAGUUGCAGACAAGCAAGCUGGAAAAUAUAGUGGAGGAAUGAAGAGGAGGCUUAGUGUUGCCAUUUCAUUGAUUGGAGAUCCCAAAGUUGUGUAUAUGGAUGAGCCUAGUACUGGACUGGAUCCUGCUUCAAGGAACAGUUUGUGGAAUGUGGUCAAACGUGCAAAACAAGAUAGAGCAAUAAUUUUAACAACGCACUCAAUGGAAGAGGCAGAGCAUUUAUGUGACAGGUUAGGUAUCUUUGUGGAUGGAAGCUUGCAAUGCCUAGGAAAUCCCAAGGAGUUGAAGGCAAGGUAUGGUGGCUCGUAUGUACUCACCAUGACAACAUCUUCAGAUCACGAUGCAGAGGUGGAGAGCAUGGUGCUCAAUCUCUCCCCAAAUGCGUGCAAGAUUUAUCAUAUUUCGGGCACACAAAAGUUUGAGCUGCCAAAGCAUGAGAUAAGCAUCGCAGAUGUCUUCCAAGCCGUCCAGAAUGCAAAGAGAAGAUUUAGUGUUCAUGCAUGGGGCCUAGCAGAUACAACCUUAGAGGAUGUGUUUAUAAAGGUUGCAAGAGGGGCUCAGUCAUCCAUUAGCCUCUCAUGAUAUGUCUUCCACCACAGCAACACACCACUCUAUAUGUCACUUGGCAUAUCUUGGUUGGGAAGAAGAGUUCAUGAAUGAGCCGGGUUCACAUGGUUCUAAUAUUCUAUGCUUUAAACGUUUGUACCUUUCUAGAUGGUACGUCACGUUAUUAUGCCUGAAGGCUCAUAUGAACCCGACUCACGCAAAAUUGCUCACAUUUGAUAUAUUUGAUGCAUUUGGUACUAUAUACUUAUGUGAUGUAUGUAUAGCAAAUCAUGCAAUGUGAAUCACAGUGGCCUGGGUGUUGUGCUAGUUAAGAUUGUACUGUUUCUAUUUGCACCUCUAUGGAAGGAUAAAAUACACGCUAAUAAAAUGGAGCAAGUUCCCAAUAUUGAAUGAAUCUUAUAUCUUUGU
This is a messenger RNA of Cuscuta campestris, 3545 nucleotides long. Lineage: Eukaryota; Viridiplantae; Streptophyta; Magnoliopsida; Solanales; Convolvulaceae. The record is from the annotation of a GenBank genome assembly.